AUGCAGAAGCAGGCUGUCAUGGCGGAGUGUGUGCGAAAAGCCCCAAGUGGAACUCAAGACUUCCAUGACAUCAGCAAGGUAACGUUGACUCCGAGCAUGGGUGUGAAGCCGGUCGAAGGUCGCCAGGAUUAUGCCGUAACCCGCCCGGGCGAGAGCAUCCCAUGCUGGCUGUCCCUCAAGGUCUACAAGACUGGGUCAUAUCUCCUCCCAUUGUUUGGGACGUGUUAUCGGUUGAUGUUUGUGAGCGCUGUCCCACACAUCCACUACAAGAUCGUCAAGCAGGUGUCCGUGUUGCGGCAGAAAGGUGCGGAUUGGCGAGCUUGUUAG
Molecule: messenger RNA, 327 nt
Organism: Symbiodinium sp. CCMP2456
Lineage: Eukaryota; Dinophyceae; Suessiales; Symbiodiniaceae
Source: the annotation of a GenBank genome assembly